GAUGGAGAUCAUGCAGUUGCUCGUCUCCACGCUCCUGCUCAUGUCAUCAGGGCUCGCCCUGACCCAGGCCCAGGUCCAAUUCACCGGCAACAACACUGCAUCGGGCACGCCGGGUGGCGUGCGGUUCGAACGCGAGAUCGGCUUACAGUACAGCCUGAAGGUCCUCUCAGAUGCCACCAACUUCAUCUGGCAGACUUUCAGGCAAGGCACCGGUGACCGGAAGCCGGUGAACUCGGUGGGCCUAUUCGUCGAUGAUAUCGGCGGCGUAGCCUUCACAUCCGGCAACCAAAUCCACUUGAGCGCUCGCUACAUCGCCGCUUACAGCGGCGAUGUGAGGAGGGAGAUAACGGGGGUCCUGUACCACGAGCCCACGCACGUCUGGCAGUGGGACGGCAAGGGGCAGGCGCCGGGAUGGGUGAUCGAGGGCGUGGCCGACUACGUCCGGCUGAAGGCGGGUUUCGUGCCUCCUCAGUGGGUGAAGCCCGGCGAGGGAAACAACUGGGACGAAAGAUCUGACGUAACAGCUCGAUUCUUUGACUACUGCAAUGGAUUGAAGGAUGGGUUCGUAGCUGAGCUGAACGGGAAGAUGAAGGACGGCUACAACGGUCGGUUCUUUGCGGACAUCUUGGGAAAAUCUCUGAACCAGCUGUGGAGCGACUACAAAGCUGCGCCCAGGAAUUGAUUUCUUCGGCUUUGCUUGAAUGGACCUGCCCUGGUUGAGUUCAGUCGAGCUAUCAGUUAGUUUAGAAGCAUCAAUAAUGGAGUUUGUGCAGUGAUAAAAAAUGGAAGAAGGUGACCGUCUAUCAGUCUAUGUAACUCUCUUGCAGCUUUCUGCUUUGUUACUUGUUAGCUAGGAAGUGACUUAGGCCAAGGAAAUAAAU
This is a messenger RNA of Nymphaea colorata (pocket water lily), 881 nucleotides long. RefSeq lists its product as uncharacterized. The transcript has a single exon. The coding region runs from base 2 to 682 and encodes 226 amino acids. NCBI's taxonomy places the organism in Eukaryota, Viridiplantae, Streptophyta, Magnoliopsida, Nymphaeales, Nymphaeaceae. The record is from RefSeq and is a predicted model, not a curated record.